Leucoraja erinaceus (little skate) is the source of this 7707-nucleotide messenger RNA. Its product is annotated as suppressor of tumorigenicity 14 protein. The record is from RefSeq and is a predicted model, not a curated record. The coding region runs from base 611 to 3055 and encodes 814 amino acids. Gene Ontology annotation, biological process: proteolysis; acrosome reaction. The transcript has 17 exons. NCBI's taxonomy places the organism in Eukaryota, Metazoa, Chordata, Chondrichthyes, Rajiformes, Rajidae. Gene Ontology annotation, molecular function: protein binding; serine-type endopeptidase activity.
ACACAAAAAUUGACAUUCAAGUAAUCAUCACCAAUCACACCCCCCAAAAAUCACAUUGUACCACCAUUGCCCUUCAUGAACAAAAUCUGCUCCCUUGUUCAAUAUCUAGACUAAAAUAAUUGCUUGACUUUGAACAGCCUCAGAAAAUGACACGCAAGCCAUUCAGUGUAGGACAAUAACGCUUAGAUUUUUUUAAAGGCUAGUGCAGGCGGGAAAGAGCAAAUAUUUACGGCUGAUGAUCAUUCAUCAGAACUGCUCAUGUUGUACGUACGAGUAACAGAUAUGGUGUCAUAGAUGUAUUUAUUCAGGCCGUAUUUUGAAGAAGGUGCAAGCAGUUGUAGCACCAAACACCAGAUUGGCAGCGGGCGUAGUUCCCCCACAAGAGGUAUGCCCUCUGCCCGGAAAUUUAAACGGGGCUGUGUACUCGCUAUGUCACUCGGCAGUAGCCGAGAGUGGAAGUGGGUGGGAAUCGUCGUAUUGCAGACGUUUUGUUUGCAAGGUCAAAUGAAAGAGACACCUUCCAGACAAAGUAGGGUCGUUGUUAUUUCUUUCAUGGUGGCAUUACAGGGUUGAGGAACUGAGCGGGCUUAGCUGUUAACGAAGUAGGGCGAUGCGAAUGCUUCCAAAGCCGCGGAUCAGUGAGGUCUUCACCAUUUCAGAGACAGCCGCUCACCAACAAAAACAAACAAGACCCACCUGUGCCCAGAACUAUCCUGUUGCAGAAUAUAACAAAGACACCUUGCUUUCCGAUCAGUGUCUCAAUCUUUCAUCGGCUCAUUCUGUGGAUCCAUUAGCACUCAAAACCUACCUCCGCCCUUUGAAGUUCUCCCACGGGCUGGCAAGAAGUGAACCCUACAGAAGAUGGAUCCUUGGCUCCCUGCCCAUAAUUCCUCUUUCAGCAGCAGCAAUCAUUGCGGUCCUUUGUUACUGCUUGUCUCCCGCUCUCUCCAUUUUUUAUCUGAGUGGAAGUCUAGAAAUCUCUAACCUCACCUACACCAAUGAAUUGGGAAACCCACAGUCAAAACAAUUUAUCUCACAAGCUCAAGCUGUCCAGAAUUAUUUUUCGGAACUAUACGAGUCAUCUAUAUUGGGGAAAUAUUACCUGAAAUCAGUCAUUGCUACAUUUAGCGAAGGUGAAGAAGGGCUUCGAGCUUAUUAUUGGAGUAAAUUCUCAGCACCAGAAGACAUAGCACACUAUUUUAAAAAUACAACUACAUCUAAUUUGCAACAAGUCAAUGGAAAGAAGUUAAAAAUCCCCCUGUUGAACUCUUCUGAAGAGAUUUCCUCUGUUGAAGAAGAUUUUGAUGUUUACACAAUUGAGCUAUUUGUUUCAGGUUCUGAAGAAUAUGAUUUAACUGUCAAGUCAGCGAUUUCUUUUGAUCUGUAUGCAAAACCAGGCAACAAUCGGACACUGACGCUAACUCAGCCAAAAAGAUCCUACUACCAAUGGCGACUGCGAGUUCCGGCAGGCCAUAUUGUACAUUUAAUGAUUCUGACACUAUACGGGGCCGUUCCUGGAAACUGUGCCAUUCAUAAACUAUCAGCCUAUGAUUUUCUGCUUCCCAUACAGAACAAAAUAAUUGCACGGUGGUGUGGUUCACCUGUCAGUUGGACUCCUCCAGUUAUCAGAUUGACUUCCUCUGGCAAUGUGAUGCUAGUGACAUUUUCAUCAAAAGUUCUAAGAGGCGGUGCUGUAUUUAAAGCAUACUUUGAAGCUAUUCGUAAAAGAGGUUGUGGUGGUAACGUCAUAUCCUGGAAUGGUUCAUUGAGCUCUCCCUAUUACCCUCGCUACUACCCACCCAAGAUUGACUGUACCUGGACUAUAACAACACCUGCUGUAGGGUACAUUAUAGCCCUUUCAGUUAUUGUUUUGGAAAUCCAAGAGAGAUCCCAAGGUUCAAACUACUGUGAUAGAGACUGGUUGGAGAUUGAUGGAAUCAGAUAUUGCAAUCGAUUAACUGAGGGUGGUUUUCACAAGAUUUAUGGAAGAUCUGUCAAAAUUAAGUUUUCCUCUGAUCAGUCUGUUACCCACAAAGGAUUUUAUUUGGAAUACAGAGCUUUUAGCCAUGAGGAUCAUUGCUACUUCACAUGCCCAAGUGGUACCUGCAUUCUCCACAGAUCUGUUUGCGAUGGAAUAAAUGAUUGUGCAGAUGAAAGUGAUGAACUAAACUGCACAAGGACACUCCAUAAAGGUUGCUCCUGGUAUUCAUAUAAGUGCCGCAAUGGAAAAUGUGUGAACAAAAUUAAUCCAGAGUGUGAUGGGAAAAGGGAUUGCCAGGAUGGUUCGGACGAAUCAGGCUGUGGGUGUGGAACAAGCCCAACCAAGAAAACAAAAAUAGUUGGGGGUGAAGAUGCCAAGAAUGGAAAGUGGCCUUGGCAAGUUAGUCUGCAAAUGGGAUUGUACGGACACAUAUGCGGUGCAUCUAUUGUCUCCAAUCGUUGGCUUGUUUCAGCUGGCCAUUGCUUCCAAGACUCUGACUCCAUAAGAUAUUCCACUUCAUCAGCUUGGACUGCAUAUCUGGGCUUGCAGUUAAUGAAUAGAAUGAAUUCCAGAAUAGUAACCAGAUCAAUUCGUAGAAUUGUUACCCACCCCAAAUACGAUGAAUUCACAUCAGAUUAUGACAUUGCACUGCUGGAACUGAAGACACCGGUCUUCUUCAGUGAUUCCAUCCAACCAAUUUGCUUACCAGCUGCUACUCACAUCUUCACUCCCACUGCAAACUGCUAUGUAACUGGCUGGGGCGUCCUGGGAGAAGACGGUGAGCUGGCCACUGUUCUUCAGGAAGCUAGUGUGAAAAUUAUUCCUCUUGGUAUUUGUAACAAGCUGUAUGAGAACUCUGUGACUUCCAGAAUGAUUUGUGCGGGCCACCUUCGGGGUGGGGUUGAUGCAUGCCAGGGAGACUCUGGAGGCCCAUUGGUGUGUCUGGGCAAAAGAAGAAGAUGGUUUCUAGCGGGAAUAGUCAGCUGGGGAGAAGGAUGUGCUCGACGUAAUCGUCCUGGAGUUUAUACUCGUGUUUCUAGAUUUUCUGACUGGAUCAAACAACAAAUUAAUUGAAACCUUGGAUUAUUCAACGAAGAUGUUCCUUAUGUUUCCUAAUUGGAUUAAUUUAAUAACUCAAUAUUUUUCACUUUCAAGUGAGCCUGAAACAUGAUUAUUGAUUCCAUCCACUAAUGCUUUGAAGAUUCAACGGCCAGUAACAGCCAUUGUCAGGACAAAAACUGUGGUAGGAAAAACAUACACAAAACAAUGGUUAAUAGUAUGUGAAUGAUUCCUACUAAGAAGACAUUUAUAAAUGAAUUGAGUUCUGCUAAUAGCUGGCAAAAUAGAGGCAUAAGAAUAGUACCUAUGUUAUAUGUCAAGGUUUUAUUACAGUGCAAUAUCUAUACUAGCUUUAACAAGUAAUUGUUUUAGAGGUUUCUAUUCUUAUUUUAAAAGAGGACAAUAUGUAGUGCUGUUACACUUGGUAGAUCAAUCAACUUUACUUUUUACUAAUUAGGGUUGAGAAAGCGCAUUUAUUUUGAAAUAAUAAUUCAAUUUUUCAAGGACAAUUGACAAUUAUGUUUGUGAUUGUGAUCUUUCAUAAUUUUCCAAAUAAUUUCAUGCCAAAUCUUUGCAUAAAGUCUAAAAAUAUUGUUAUUUUUGUGAUUUCCUGUCUAUUUUAAUUGGCACAAAGCAUGAACACAGGAAAAAUCCAUCAUUGCAUGCUUUGCUGCACGUUAGAGUCAUUGAGCUGCACAGCACGGAAACAGGUCCGGCCCACCUUGACCAUGCAACCAAAUUGGCAUAUUAUUGGUUGUCCUAUUUGCCUGCAUUUAGCCCAUCUAUAUUACUAAAAGUCUGAUCUUGACCACUUCCUGUUAGAAAAAACGCUGCCACUUACGGUUGUGAUUUCAGGCCAUCUUACUCAGAGUCCCCCUCCGCAGCUCAGGACAAGAGGAUGUUUCCCAUCGAUAAAAAAUAAAAGAGUUAUUAGUGUUUAAAAAAUGUUGCGAUUCUCUCUCCUGAAGGCCACGCCCCUUCCAGAGGGACUAUAAAACCCAGAAGUAUUGAGUGCCUCAGUGCGUAUCUGCAAGAUGGGGGAGCAAGAGGGUCACGUCUAUCAGUCUGAGCACUGUGAAUAACACUGAACACGUGUCUACUAAACUGUGUAGUUUUACUGACCUGUCAGUGCCCUUAAUGUGGUUUGAAAAUAUAGUUUGGAAAUGCUAAAUCUGUGUUGCCUUUGGUUUGGAAAUGCUAAAGCUGUGUUGCCUUUGGUUUGGAAAUGCUAAAGCUGUGUUGCCUUUGGUUUGGAAAUGCUAAAGCUGUUGCCUUUGGUUUGGAAAUGUUUAAGUUGCCUUGCCCAAUUAGAGUUGCCUUGCCCAAUUAGAGUUGCCUUGCCCAAUUAGAGUUGCCUUGCCCAAUUAAAGUUGCCUUGCCUAAUUAAAGUUGCCUUGCCUAAUUAAAGUUGCCUUGCCUAAUUAAAGUUGCCUUGCCUAAUUAAAGUUGCCUUGCCUUCUACAUAAUUAAAAGUCUAAUCUUGACCACUUUCUGUUUGCGCUUUAUAUUGAUUUUAGAAAAAACGCUACCACGUACGAUUUUUGGACAUCUUACUCAGUCCCCCUCCGCUCAUCAGGUGGUGAGGAUUUUUCCCAUCAAUGAAAAAUAAAAGAAUUGUUUGUGUUUAAAAAAAUGUUGAGAUUCUCUCCUGUCAAUCAUGCCACAAAGGCCACGCCCCUUCUGGUGGGAAGGGGGAGAGACUAUAAAACCCAGAUGUGUGGGCGUGGCUCAGUUUCUGCAAGAUGGAGGAGGGAGAGGUCACGACUCGCUGUCUUUAGUGGCCUUGCAUCCUGCUUGAAAUGGUAUGAAACUGCACUUGAAUUUGGUGGCCUUGCACCCUGCUUGAAGUGGUAAGAAACUGUACUUGAAUUUGGUGGCCUUGCACCCUGCUGGAAAUGGAAUUUCAAGGAAUAGCCUUGAGUCAACUGCCAGCCCACCAGCCGUGAGUGAAUGAGCUGCCAGCACAACGGGCUUGAGUGAGUGAGCCACCAGCCCAAGAAUCCAUUCGGCCCACAAUGUCCCUACUAGCCCUCUGGAAACCAGUCCCUUCAGCCCAGAACACCCAUACUAGAGCUCCAGAAAGCACCCGCCCUCGCCCCCCUCCACUGGCCACCAAUAUUGGUAUUGGUGGAGAGGUGGAAUAUUGCGUUGGGGGACCAGCCAUCCCGUGUGAUGCUGGGACCCAACUGGUCCCACUUAGUCUAGUAUCCCUCUAAACCCUUCCUAUUCAUAUAUCUGUCCAAAUGUCUUUUAAAUGUCUUAUAUAUCCCCAUAGUGUUUCCUAAUGACAAAUUUGUGCCUUCUAAGGUUAAGCAAAUACUUCAUAAAACAAAUUCAUGGUACAGUAGAUGGAGAGCAAUGGGGAUAAAUAUUAAGUUAAAGCAUUUUAAUAGGAAUUGUUUAGAUAAGGAUAGUGGACAUCCGAGAAGUCCUCAUUCUGUUCCCACUCCCAUCAUAGAUGAGGCCCUCACUCGUGUCUCCUCGGUACCCCGCAGCUCUACCCUUGCUCCCCCUCCCCCUAGUCGCAACAGAGACAGAGUCCCCCUCGGCCGUACCUUUCACCCCAUCAGCCGUCGCUUACAACACAUAAUCUUCCGACAUUUGUGCCACCUCCAACGGAAUCCCAACACUGAUCACAUCUUCCCAUCUCCACUCCUUUCCGCCUUCCACAGAGACCAUUCCUCCGCAACUACCUGGUUCUCAUCCCUUCCCACCCAAACUACCCCCUCCCCAGGUACCUCCUCCCUCGACUCUGUCCAGGGACCUCGACAGUCCUUUCUGGCUAGGCAGGGGUUCACGUGCACCUCCUCCAAUCUCAUCUACUGUAUCCGUUGUUCAAGAUGUGGACUCUUAUACAUCAGCGAGACCAAACGUAGACUGGGCGAUUGUUUCAUAGAACAUCUUCGCUCGGUCCGCCUGAAUCUACCUGAUUUCCCAGUUGUUAAACACUUUAAUUCUCCUUCCCAUUUCCACACUGACCUUCCUUUCUGUCCUAGGUCUCCUCCAUUGUCAGAGUGAGGCUAAACGCGAAUAAUUGGAGGAACAGCAUCUCAUAUUUCGCUUGGGCAGUGGUAUGAAUGUUAUGAAUGUAUGAAUAUUAAUUUUUCUAACUUCAAGUAAUCCCGGCAUUCCCUCGCAUUCGCUCUAUCCCUCCCCGCCAAGUCGCACCAGCUUCACAUUCUCACCCAACAAACAGCUUAAAAAGUCCUGUUUCCUUUAUCAUUGCUACUUUUUUCCAUAUCUUUCAUUCAUUAUUCUUUAUCUCUGUACAUCAUCGUCUAUAUCUCUCAUUUCCCUUUUCCCUAACUAGUCUGAAGAAGGGUCUCGACCUGGAAACAUCACCAGUUCCUUCUUUCCAGAGAUCCUGAGUUACUGAGACACUUUUUGUGUCUAUCUUUAGUGAAACUAAUGGUCCAAUUUUCAGAGAAAUCCAGCUGUAAAGAAUCACAGAAAGUUGGUAAGCAGGUACAGCAAAUAAUUAGGAAGGCAAAUGUAAUGUUGUCCUUUUUUGUCAGAGGGAUGUGGUACUUAAGUAGGAAAGACUUGUUACAACUUUACAAGACUAAAGAGUCUAUACCUGACUGGUGGCGCAGCAGUAAAGUUGCUGCCUGACAACGCUUUCAGCACCGGAGACCUGGGUUCGAUCCCGACUACGGGUGCUGUCUGUACGCAGUUUGUACAUUCUCCCCAUGACCUGCGUGGGUUUUCCCCGAGAUCUUCGGUUUCCUCCCACACUCCAAAGACGUACAGGUUUGUAGGUUAACUGGCUUGUUUAAAGUGUAAAUUGUCCCUGGUAUUAAUGUACAGGGAUCACUGGUCAGCACGGACCCGGUGGGCCAAAGGGCCUGUUUCUGUGCUGUAUUUCUAAACUAAACUAAACUAAACUCAACUAAACUUGAGGUCUUGCACAGUUUUGGCAGUCUUAUUUGUCAAAUACUAGCUUUAUGGACAGCAGAGAAGAUUAUGAGAUUAAUUACUGGGACAAAGAAACUUUUAAUAAAUAAAUAUUGUGUAGAUAGUCACAUCCAUGGAGAUUAGAACAGAGAGGUAAUGGUAUGAAAUGUGUGCAGUUUGAAGGAGAUUUGAGCUUUGAUUUUGCUCAAGAUUUUAGGAUUAGCUGUUUCUUGUGUCUCCAUUAAAUAUAUUCAAUGUUCCAUUAGAGGGUUGUGGGAUCAAGCAGUAAAGUGGAGUUAAGCAUAAUGAUUAGAUGUUGUUAAAUAGUGAAGCACGUUCAAGGGAUGUUUGGCCUAACUCUUAUACUCUUAUGUGACACCCCCCCUUUCUCACCUUCAGGUCUUGGAAACCCAAUGUAUGUAGAAAGUAGACUGAAAAAUCAGAGUUAUUUAGCUCACCAUGGGUACAGCUGCUCUAGAAGUAGAGCAUGUUUUAAUGAGGAUGCAUUUUGAAUAAAAGAAAGUUGUGCUUUCAUAAUUUAUAAUGUUCUAACACAUAAUUGAUCAGAAAUGCAUUUGUUGACCUGCUUUGUUAAUGCAGUCUAUCUGAAGUGCACUGCAGUGCAUCAUGUUUCCACACAUAUAUUUUGUAAGGUAAUAAAAGUUGACUUCAUAAUCUGAUGUCAUUACCUGAUCCAGUUAAAAAGUAGCAAAGUUGCAUCUGGCUAAUUCCUUCCCAUACAGACAAAAUUAAUUGGAGAUAACUCAAAUUAU